CAACCACAUUCGAAGAAGCAUGUCUCAAGUCCGUGCGUCACACUUGCUGAUCAAGCAUCGCGGUUCCCGCCGCCCUGCGUCGCGCCUGAGCGACAAUAUUACGCGCUCCAAGGAAGAAGCCAUUGAAAUUCUCCUGGGACUCCGCGCCAAGAUUGCGUCGGGAGAAGCCCGCUUUGAAGAUUUGGCGGUGCAAUACAGCGACUGCAGCAGCGGUGCUCGUGGCGGUGACUUGGGGCCGUUCGGUCGCGGCAUGAUGCAAAAGCCAUUCGAGGAUGCCUCAUUCGGGUUGCCUGUGGGUGAGCUCAGCGGCGUCGUGGACACGGAUAGCGGUGUCCACAUCAUCCUUCGCACGGCUUAAUCGAACCCCGUUGAUGGUCGAAGCAUUGUAGCUACCUACUACAACACGAUAACUAGUAACCCGUGUUUUCCCGUUAUUGUGGCGUAUUCAAAGCAACUGAAUUAUUAAUCACGGUCACUUGCUGACUACUAAUAGUAAGACCACG
Molecule: messenger RNA, 503 nt
Organism: Aphanomyces astaci
Lineage: Eukaryota; Oomycota; Saprolegniomycetes; Saprolegniales; Verrucalvaceae
Exons: 4
Coding region: 20-358 (112 amino acids)
Cellular component (GO): nucleus; cytosol
Molecular function (GO): peptidyl-prolyl cis-trans isomerase activity
Source: RefSeq, a predicted model, not a curated record